GCGGGCGCCAACGCCGGUUCCGACCGCGGCGCGUCCGAUCCCGGCGCUCCGCAGCGGAGCGGCGCCCGACCGCCAGUGCAGCAUCGGCCAGCGGCGGCGGCAUGCGCAGCAGCAGCAGACUGCGGCCCGGGCCCUGCUGCGGUGUCCCGUAGCGCGCGCGCGCCGCCGAGACCACACCGCCUCCACCAUGGCAUCGCCCACCGACGGCAAGCGACCGCCGCACGAGGAGAUCACCUUCACGCCGCCCGACCACAGUCACUGCUACUGGUGGCUGCACCGGACGAGCUUGGAACGGGCGCUCACCGUCACGUGCGUCCUGCUGCUCGUGGUCACCGCGGUGCUCCUCGUCGUCCACCUCAUAGCCGCGUCAUCAGAAGAACCUCGGUGGGAACUACCGCCGCCUUUAACCAGGAAUACCUGCUACAGUCCGGAAUGCAUUCAAGCGGCGGCGGCCAUCUUGGAGCGCGCCCAGAUGCACCGCGACCCGUGCGAGGACUUCGACGCGUUCGCGUGCGGCAACUUCGUCCACAAGCACUCGGCGCCGGACGACCACUACUACACCAACGUGCUCAUCAGCAUGCAGGACACCAUCUUCGUCCGGCUCAAGAAGCUUCUCGAAGAGCCGACCACUCUUAACAGGACUUCGGCCGUGAGCAAAGUGAAGGCGCUGUACAACUCAUGCAUGAACACCAGCAGCGUGGAGGAAGGCUCGGUGGCCAAGCUGAAGGAGCUCCUUCGGGACGACUACCUCGGCUCGUGGCCCACACUGGAGAGGGGCUCCCGCCACAAGCCCAUGACGAGCACGUCGCUGGCGUUCGAGCGGCGGCUGGCACUUUUGCGCGUCCACGGCGUCGAGCCAUUCUUCCAGCUACACGUGGGACAGGACGAGCGAAACGCCACCAUGCACGUCAUACAGAUAUUCAGCGGGUCCCCCGUGCUUCGCAGCGAGUACUACCUCAACGAGACGGAUGACAAGUGUCGAGAGGCUCUUCGCCUCUACCGGGAAAUCCUGGCGCAGUCGGCCAGGCUUCUCGGUGCCAAGGACCCGGAGAGCGACGUCGAAGAAGUCGUCGACUUCGAAAUACAGUUUGCCAACGUAUCCCACUCCAGCGACUUCGACGGACCGGGUUCCAGCGGAGCUGGAUCCAAUGGCAGCGCGGCCAACGACUCGUCCGCGAAUUACGACUCGGGCAUGAUCAGCGUCACACUGGCAGAGCUGCACGACAUGGCGCCAGAGUUGAACUGGACCUAUCUCCUGCGAAGCGUCAUGGACUACGCGGGACUACAACAGACCGAUGAGUCCAGCAUCAACCUGACCAUCGAGAACGACAGCAACUACAUGCGCCGGCUUUUCGACCUGCUCAACAAGACCAGUCCUCGGACGCUGGCCAACUACCUGUCGUGGCGGUUCGUGAUGGCGUACAUGCCGUACCUGGACGUGCACUUCCGGCGACUGUACCUGGACUUCCGGCGGCGAGUGCCGCGCCCCCACGAGGAGCGCACCUACCUGUCGCGCUGGAAAGAGUGCGUGCGUCUGCUCAGCGACAGCUUCAGCAUGCCUCUGGCGGCGCUCUUCGUGCGACAGGACUUCGCCUCCUCGGCCACCGACAAUCAGGUAGGGUUGCUGAUUGACGAGAUCAAGAAUGCCUACGUGGAGACCUUUCCGAGACAGAAUUUCCUCGACGAGAAGACUAAGGAACUCUGUCGCGAGAAGGUGGCCGCUAUGGGACAAAAAGUGGGCUUCCCGAAAUUCAUCUUGGAUCCAGUUGAACUGGACAAAGAAUAUCAUGACCUUGAAAUCGACGACGAUCACUUUCUCGUGAACAUUCUCAAGGUGCGACGCUUUGAGUUUGCCAGAGAUUUCUCCAAGAUUACGAAGCCUGUCGAUAAGGAAAAGGAGUGGGCGACAAAUCCCCUGAUCGUAAACGCGUUCUAUGACAUCCGAGGCAACUACGCUAUUUACCCAGCUGGGAUCUUGCGUUCCCCCAUGCUCAUUCUCGACAGGCCACAGUACCUGAACUUUGGCACCAUAGGCGUCGUCAUUGGACACGAGAUUACCCACGGCUUUGCCGGUUUCGGCAAGAAAUUUGACAAGCAUGGGAAUUUCACCAACUGGUGGCCUGACGAUGCGCUGGAGCAUCUUCGGCAACGUGCCAACUGCUUCGUGGAACAGUUCUCACAGUUUCCUCUUUGGAACUCCGGUCUUUACGUGAACGGUAACGCGACGCUCGAAGAGAACAUCUGUGACUCGACGGCCGUGAAGCAAGCCUAUUACGCGUACAAGAGCUGGGCUGCGAAGCACGGGCAAGAGCCGCGAUUGCCGGGCCUGGGACUGACCAACGAACAAGUAUUCUUUGUUCAAUACGCCCAGAUCUGGUGCGAAGUCGUGAGUGAUGAAGGCUACAAGAAGUACGAGACUGAGACGCACAGUCCUGGCAAGUACAGGUCCAACGGUGCCUUGCAGAACUUCGACGAAUUCGCGAAGGCUUUUCAUUGCCCACUCGGGAGCUACAUGAACCCGGAGAAGAAAUGCUCGCUCUGGGACUGAAGACGCUCUCCCUCCUAACGAGGCCCAGGAGACGCACGACUUCUCACUCCCUCCCCCCAACAUUGGAACCGAAAACCUCAAAGCGCACCAUAUACGUACGUGCCCAGUGCGUGUGUGGAGACGCUUUUGUUGUUUUGAUUUUGCUUUUUCUUCCUCCGAGUGACGUCUCCUCAAGUUUGUGACGUCGAACGGUGACGUCGCACCUUCUGGCUGUGACGUCGCGCCGACGGUACCGCCACCGUGCCGAUGCGGCUGGCGGGACAACGUCUACAAGUGCCCUACGAUGCACAUCCCUACUUGUAGUGAGAUGAACGUGGACCAAAGCUCGUUACUUUCUGUGCCGCCCGAGGUAGGAAAAAAAAAAAAAGAAGGUCCUAUCUCGUUAGCUUCGUUGGGCCUUACAAGCUGUAUGACGUUACUCCGUGUCGUUACAAAGCAUUGACCAGGGUUCUUCACCCGUACCAGUUGCGGAACAGCUUCCAGGCUCCAUAUUUCAGAAACCGGCAAGCCAAUGGACCGGCGAGUCUAGGAAAACUACUUGCAUACGAUAUUCACUGUGAACAAAAACAAAGAAAGGAGCACGCAGCGAUGAAACUUGUCAUUAACACAGAGUGGUUCUUAACUACCAGUUUGCCAAAUUUGGCAACUGGAGUGCUGACUGUUGGAAAAUUUAUAGCCAACAGAAAACGACGAGAAUUAAGACAGACAAAAACAAUUUAAAAAAGACAACGGCAUGAAACGGCAAUACACUAACAAAACUAGUCACGAUGGUACCUGCUUAAUUGAGUUUAUUCGUGUGGGGCGAAUGUUAGCUCUCUCUAAUUUGUCAAAUAGGAUGACGGAAUUCAGCAGUGUAAUUUUUAAACUGGUACGCUUAAAGAACUCAGUGUCGCCCUGCGCUGCAGUCAUCUGUUUUUCAUAGCACCUGGUGCCCCCGUGUUUUAAGUCAUGGUUGUCAUGUUGCAGAAUCGUGCCAGCAAAGUGAGCUAUAGUUUUGGCUUCACCCGAGCACUGUCCCAGCACAGAAAUAAAAAUGCGACCGAGACUUCCUUAAGGGGAAUUAUCGUGGUGCGAAGCAUUAUGUAGUGGCUCAUUAUUGCGCGUUUGCGAACUAAACGUUCUUGCUUCUCUUCUUACAUUAGAUUAGGGUAGCGCUGCCUAUCCCAGGCUGUUCUGGCGCUCACCUUCUUUGGUCGAGGCAUGUUCAGUCCGAGAGCAGGAACAGCUGUGCAGAGUGGCGAGCGGAGCCCGGUGUCCAAUCAUUGCACCAAUGAGGGCGCGCGUCCGCGCUAGUUGCGCGCCAAUUGCGUGGUAGCUGCGCCUCUUGCCCGUAAAGGAGGCGGAGCUUCGGACUUAGUUGCGCGCAAUAUGGCCUUCGUUCUCAGAGGACCCAGGACCCAAAAUUAUCGCAUAGUCGCAUGACUCACCUUAAAUGAACCAUUACUACAUAAAUAGCAGAGAUUGCCUUUUUUGAAACACCUAAUUUAGCUUAUCACUUCACACUCCUCACAAAACGAAGAAAUUGAGUUUUAUUUUAAAUCUCUAUAGUUAACCACUGCAUAUAUCCUCAUCAUUUUUGGAUAUUACAGACAUUAUCAGGUCUAGUUUAGGACUGUAGCAUUAUCUUGCCGGAUUUAUAAGCCGAAUUUUUUUUAAGGGGAACCGAAAAAUUCAAAAUGACCUUGCUGAGAGCUUCGUAUAUAAUGCUUGGCAUUAAAAAAUAUAUCACAGCAUUAAUUAGCGCGACUGCGUGCCCAUUUCAUCGUUUCAUCGUUGUUCCCACGUGUGGUUGUCCUCAAACAGAUGUAAGAUGUUGUUGAUGCAGGCUUGCACCACAAGCAUUGCUCUUUUUGGAAAGAUGUUUUCAGACAGCUGGGGCCUGUUUUAGUGCAUAAGUCGUGUUGCUGAGUGACAGGCGUGAAAGAGAGAUAUGAACGCACGAGCAAAAGCCUGAAAUCGGGCUCGAUUGGACUUUUUCAUUGGUGGUGUCCAAACUGCAUCGAUCCAGGGGCGUUUCGGCUCACUCGUGCAAUGAUGCAUCCCACUGCAAGUUGAUUAAAGACUAUGGAUAAUAAAUUGAGCAGAGGCCGCGAGAAUUGUGACUCAUGGCAGUACCCUAAAUCAUAUAAGUUGUAUGAGCACAAGAUCAAACCAAAGAAAGAAGGAAAGAACAGAACACAAACAACAUUUCGUCGAAACCUAAGCACUCGUCCUCGAAUAAAAAGAGUGCAGUGUAUGCUUCUACAUACAGUGGUCACACUGCUAACAUAAAUUCUUAGCUUUGCGGCGAGCUUGCGAGAUAGUCGGACUUACUGGCUAUUUCUUUGGUCCGAAACAUUUUUUGCAGUCGGCUGUACGUAGUGUGAAGAAGUCGUGAACACGAAUUCGCCUUUUAUGAAGGGCUCUUGAACUUCGUAACUACUCAUUUGAAGCGCUGCAAGUGCAACAAAUUUGCAUAGCUUCGCAGAUGAGCCUCGGAGAUAUUGACUUUGGCACGUUGCACUCGUCACCAUUCGGCCUCAGGUACACGUGACGCCCUGUUCAUACAUUGCAAAAUUUGCUACACUGCAUUAAAUUCGUGUCACAAAAUAUGUAUACCGGUGAUGAGUGAACCCCCAAAGAAAGGUUGGCGCUUAUCACACACCAAAGCAGAAAUCAUCGGUGGCGCAUACUGACGUGUUGCAUGGACAUCGCGUACUGUAGUUCAAGCAGAGUUCAAGGAAGGAACUAGUUCAAAGAUAGUACUAACUUAAACCGUAGGUAGAGUGGUUGCUCGAUAAACGGAGCUGUAGGUCAAACUAUAUUGCCUCUGGCGUUUUAAAUGUCGAGGACUAAGUGGGUGAGUUGAGAAGCAGCGGGAAGCGCUGUGGGCACAAGUUAGAAAACUGGCUGCCGCCAGACCUGUGAAAGAAAGGCGAAAGUUCUGGAGGCUCUGCCAUUGUUGUACGCGCAGUUGAGUACCCAACGGUCUGUUCCUCUCGUACUGGUCACAAGCUUUGCCAUAAGUGAGCGAUACCGUAAUCUAAGUGGUGCCUCUCGGUGAUUUCUAAGCUAUUCAUCCGUAAAUAUUUCCCAUGCACGACGAAACGUCGGCCAUCAUGCACUGUUGUCAAACACGCGUAAAUGAUCAAUUCACUGAAACUCUUAUAAGGAAACCUAGAUUCCGCAGGCAUUCCUAUUCAAUGAACACAAGCACUCCUUGAGUUGGUACACCUGUACGGACAGCGUGUGACAUCUCGGUGUACAGGUUAAUCUAUCGGAAAGAAAUGUCCAAUGGGUCGCUUUUCCGAUUUCCCUGUGAAAUUAAUGAGUCUGUGAUUACGACAUGCAAUCCUCUUGGCCGUUCUAUCGUGGUCCGAAAACACAACCUCUGUGCACAGCAUGUCGUUGUUUGGUAGAUAAGUUUCCUGCGCAAGAGCUUUACACCCACUGUACCGUCAUAGCAUAAAGUUGGCAGACACGCUGUGAAAGUUUCAUCAGUUUCAUUUCGUAUUAGUCACAGCCUAGCUAGCGACUGUUUUUCGUUAUCUGCAGGGCCCUAACAUUUGGCGCCAGUAUAGAAGGUAAAACUGUCCAAUCGUUAAAAACUUCCGGACAGACAGGUGAACGCUAUUCGAGAUGCGUCAGUAUCCUGACCAACAGUGAGGGAACAAAAGAAGCCUCAUACUGGAGCCUUUGGUCUGCAGCACGUUGCCCUGACUAAACAAGUAUCCUUCUUAAUACGUUGGUUCCAGAAAAAAAGGCUCCAGACUGAGGCAUCCUUCAGGGACUAUACUCAUAUUAAGCACGUUGACUCGUCAUAUCCGAAAAGUGGCCGCCGAAAAUGGCUGGGUCAGGGUUUUGGACUAACGUCUUGCCGCUGGCUUCACUACAGAACUCUGGGAAUAUUUAGCCUGUUCGGUCAGUUGACAAAAAGCGCCGUACUUGACAAGAGGAGGAACGGCAGCGUGAGCUGCCUCGCGCUGCGCAGUUUUGCAUCACUUUGUUUUCAGCCUAACUCUCACGCCUGUACACUAGCAAGAUCCGUGCACCAUCACAACACAGUUCGUGCCCAAGAAAAGGGUGUUCCAAGUUGUUGUCCGUUGUGUUAUCGUUGAAAAAUCGCGCCAUGUUGAAAAAAAAAAAAAGAAACGCUAUCACAAAACGCCCCAUACGGAUAUAUCGUCGUUUCCAGCUUUGUCUCUCAAGAUGUCACGUGCGUUACCUGACAUUGUAUAGCUUGUUCGAUAAAAGGGCGUACCCUUUAUCUCUCCUUUUUAUUUUAUUUUUACAUGCAUCUAUAGUUGAUUUCAGUGUCACUUUAGGCAGCGCUUUUCAUAGCUGAUUAAGUCAGCGUAGCCCGAACACACACAGCUUCCUCACGUAAGACGACUCAGGAGAGGUGUGCCACGGCUGAUGAGAUCACGGGGCGCUCUGCAGCUAUUCAGUCCACGUGAAAGAAACCGGUAUUAAGUGGUGACACGAGGAAUGGGUGCAGAAAUAGUGUGUCCAGAGUGCGGUGGCCUCUCGUCGCUCAAUAAAGUAUUGCCCUAAACAAGA
This is a messenger RNA of Dermacentor silvarum, 7087 nucleotides long. RefSeq names its product neprilysin-1. Lineage: Eukaryota; Metazoa; Arthropoda; Arachnida; Ixodida; Ixodidae. The record is from RefSeq and is a predicted model, not a curated record. Gene Ontology annotation, molecular function: metalloendopeptidase activity. The transcript is spliced from 21 exons. Gene Ontology annotation, biological process: protein processing. Gene Ontology annotation, cellular component: plasma membrane. The coding region runs from base 188 to 2548 and encodes 786 amino acids.